UUCUUCAAUGAUAUUUCAACCCCCCUUCAAUCCAUGAUACCUUCUCAACUGUACACAGCCAUGCCACAACUUCGCAUCAUAAACUUUCUUAUGAACUCCUUGUCGGGUAGCAUCCCCACUGAGAUGGGCUUGAUCUCAGACCUGAAGUGGUUGGCAUUCGACUUCAACAUCUUUCUCACUGGCACGCUGCCAUCUGAACUUGGGCUCCUGACAAAAUUGACGCGCCUGUCUCUGUCAGUGAACUCAUUGUCCUCGACCAUUCCUUCGGAACUGGGCGCAUGACUUCACUUGUUGCCUUGGAUCUGGACUCGUUAUCCCUCACUGGCGCCAUACCAAGAGAGAUCGGGUGGCUCUCGAACCUUGAAGGGCUGGGCUUGAACAACAAUGCCCUGUCUUCCAGCUUGCCAACGGAACUUGGGUUGCUGACAAAAUUGUAUUGGUCUUUCAACUUGUACCGAAAUGCACUGACAGGGUCUAUACCCAGUCACUUUGGGCAAUUUACAAACUUGCAAAGCUUCAAGGUCCAUGACAACUUCUUGUCUGGCAGCUUGCCGUCUGAGAUUGGCCUCUUGGCAACACUGGAGUACUUGGAUGUGGGAAGCAACCAAUUGUCUGGUAGUCUGCCCAGCCACCUGGGCUUGCUUACUGGCCUGAAAUGGCUGGAAUGUGCAGACAACUCAUUGUCUUCCGCCAUCCCAUCCGAGAUUGCUGGCUUGACAAGUCUGGAACGCCUAGACCUUGCCAGCAAUCAGUUAAGGGAUGCAUUACCAUCAACCCUGGGGUUAUUGGCCAAGCUGGAAUGGAUGGAUCUUAGCAGCAAUGUUCUAUCCUCGGUCCUUCCUGGAGAGCUGGGUAUGCUGGAUAGUCUCAAGGAGCUCUUCUUGGACUCGAAUCAGUUUACAGGCUCUGUACCUUUUGACUGGAGUGGCAUGACUGCAUUGAGAGUCCUGGGUCUUUCAGACCUGCCCCUUCUCAGUGGCUCCCUUCCAGUGGAGCUUGGCUGGAUGGCAUCCAUGUACAAUCUUUCUUGGCUGAACAUGAGUGCCACCAGUAACUUGCAUGGAGUCCUUCCAGAAGACCUGUGUCAUCUGGCAAAUAAUGAGGCCUGCAACUACACUCUUUCGGGAAGUCCCUUUGAAAACCCCAAGGACUGUGUGCUCGAAUUCGAUUGUACGGAGAGCUUGUGUGGAUGUGAUUGCAACUGUACUGCAGUUGUCUAGCUACGACGUUUAAACGUAGUAGAGACGGGCAGUCUGUGGAUAGUUUGUCCCAAAAGGAGAGCUUUUACAGUACGAGUAUGCUCGAAGCCAGGGUGGAUGGAGGGUGUUAACUCUUCGAGUAGUCUUUGAAUGAAAGAAUUAGAUCCUGAAUACAUAGAUUUAAAGGGCAAAUUUUCAAUCC
This is a messenger RNA of Seminavis robusta, 1401 nucleotides long. Lineage: Eukaryota; Bacillariophyta; Bacillariophyceae; Naviculales; Naviculaceae. The record is from the annotation of a GenBank genome assembly.